Molecule: messenger RNA, 1575 nt
Organism: Medicago truncatula (barrel medic)
Lineage: Eukaryota; Viridiplantae; Streptophyta; Magnoliopsida; Fabales; Fabaceae
Exons: 5
Coding region: 101-1177 (358 amino acids)
Biological process (GO): cortical microtubule organization
Cellular component (GO): cortical microtubule
Source: RefSeq, a predicted model, not a curated record
CACCUUAUUUUUUUCUUAAUAUUUAUUUAAUUUUUAACUAUAUGUUUGUAUAUAUAAUAAGCAUAGAGAAUUAGUGGGUAAAGUGAUUUUGGAGGACAAUAUGAAAGGUCGCAUAAAUCGAUUUGAAUGUGACACAGAAGAAGAACUCUCUUUUUUCAGGGAAUUGAAGAAACACCAGAAUGAACAUAUUCCUAACCUCUUGCUAUGUGCUUCUGAAGAUUAUGAAUGUGACACUAAAUAUGUUGGUAAUGGAAAGUUUUCACUCUAUAGAAUUCCUUCAGGGAGGAAAGAAAAUGGACUUGAGCUUCUGGAAACAAAAACUAAAAGUGACUUUGAUUGGUUGAAAACACCACCAGCAACUCCUCUUUUUCCAUCCCUAGAAAUGGAACCUAGUCCCAACCUCGUCACUCAGAGAGAGCUACCUAUUACUCAUUCUAUCUCAAGAGCACUAUUAGCAAAGAGUGAUGUGGAAGCACUAAAACCAAAGUCAAAUCAAACCAAUUCAACAAAAUCAUCAAAGCUUGCUAUGAGAUCCAUAACACCAAGUCAUAACAGAUUGAGACCAAACCUCAUUAAAAAUACAAAUGAACAAAAAUUAGGUACACACCCUAUCAACAAUGCCAAAAUAGAACAUGUUGCUACCAACAACCCUAAAUAUCCUAAUCCCCAAAAACAAACCAACAAUGUUGAUUUCCUUGCUUUGAAUCAAAAGAAAAAUAUUGAAGCCAAUGAAACACAUACAAAACCUAGAGCUAGAGGUGUAUCACCAUCAUUGAAAUCAACGGGUUCAAAUAUUGCGAUAGAACUCUCGAAUGAAACACCAAAAAAUCUUAGGACUGAUGAUAAAAGAUCAAUUUCAAGUACAAGAGGAAGAAGUAUUAUAAGAGGGUCUAUGGUUGGAGGGUUUCAAAAUCAAGAUCCUACUCCAAAAGCAUGUAGACCAUCAAGGUCACCAUCACCAAGCAUGUCUAAGAAUGGUUUGAACCAAUUUGAUAGAACACAGAAGAAUGUGAAGACACAAAAAGAAGCAUUUACUCUAGCUGCAGGAAAUAAUGAAAGUAGAUCACAUUUUAAAGGAAGUAAAAUGGUAGAGAAAGUGGUGAAUGCUAGAAAGUCUGGUAUGAAUCAUGCAGAGAGAGAAUCGAAACUAAAGCCUGUUAAAUAUAGGGAAAAAUAAGGCAAGAAUACAUAUUACUAAGGGGUACAAUGAAAAGGAAAUUUGGUAUUGCGCAGAAGAUCAUAUCCUGGGUUAUAAUAUCUUUAUUAAUGUAACAAAAUGAGAACAUGGCUCAUUUUGAGAUUUUCUUUUUGAAAGGGUCAUUCUGAGAUGUUAUGUACGGGAAACUUUGUUUACUAAAUAGUCUUGUGGCAAAAAUCUUACACUUUAAGGUGUGGAGAAGUAAAAAAUUAUGGAUUCAAAUUUGCGUCGCAGCGCAUAAAUAUUCUUAAAGUUAUCUACUAAGUUGUACGAACGGAAAACUUUAUCCGGUGUAGAUUAGCUCAUAUAAAAGAUGAAAUGUGAUUUCAAAUAAAAAAAAAUAUAUUAAAUGGUAUUUCUGCUCUCUACUUGUUGUA